Molecule: messenger RNA, 2291 nt
Organism: Ornithodoros turicata
Lineage: Eukaryota; Metazoa; Arthropoda; Arachnida; Ixodida; Argasidae
Product: protein arginine N-methyltransferase 3-like
Exons: 11
Coding region: 94-1866 (590 amino acids)
Biological process (GO): peptidyl-arginine methylation
Cellular component (GO): nucleus
Molecular function (GO): protein-arginine N-methyltransferase activity
Source: RefSeq, a predicted model, not a curated record
CACAUUUUCAGCAUCCUUCAUGAAAUUGACGAAAGCAAACGUCAAAAUGUUUCAUUUCUUAAAUCGCAGCUCAAAGGGGCCGUUGUGGGAACUAUGUUCCCGACCAUUUUUGGCCAAUUUAAGCGUGACAACAUGCUCACAAAUCGCUAUUUCCUUUGCACAGAAUGUGUCGAUGUCCAGAUGUCAGAGAUAUGCGGUGUAUGUUGUGCGGGGCGACUGACUUUGUGUUAUAGAACUUCUGUGGAAUAUCUUAUUUAUUGUAAAGAAGUGGGCCACUGUCGUAGCCGCUGCAGGACAUCUUUCUGGAAGGCUCUGUGGAACGUCUUUCCUCCAAGCUGCUCUUUAAAGAGGCCAAAUAAAUGCAUGCAAGAUUCUUACGACAAUGACGAUGACUCCGACUGGGACGAGGCCGACGAAAUGGAAGGGGAAGCGUCCACCGUUCUCUGCUUGUUCUGUACUUUGACAUUUCCGUCCCCGGAGCACGUCUUCCAGCACUGUGCCUCGGAGCACAACUUCGAUAUUAUAUCACUGUCAUGGAAAUUCAAGUGCGACUGUUUAUACUACAUUGGGCUCAUUAACUACAUCAGGGAGCAUAGACCUGAUCCGGAAUACAUACUUCGCUACGAUGACACUGGUUCACCGUGGGAUGAGGCACCGUGGAAGGAUUCAAAAUAUCUAAGGCCGUUCUUACAGGAUGACAUGCUGCUUACAUAUGACAUAGAAGGCCUGAAGGAUUGCAGUGAUUUGUCAAACUCGGUCGUUGUGAGCCGGGAAGAAUACCAGCAAUUACAGAGUCGCCUCUUAAGUGCAGAGGAAACUAUUAAAGAUAUGAGGAAAACAGCUGCUGUGUUCCUUCAAGACGGUCCUACGUCAACCAGCAGUUUUCCAACAGUUGGGAGUCUUAGAGUUGAAGAAGAUGAACCCUACUUUGAAUCAUACGCUCACUUUGGAAUCCAUCACGAGAUGUUAAUGGAUGCCCCUCGUACAGAAGCCUACAGAGAUGCAAUGAAAAUGAAUGCGAAGUCCUCCAUAGAAGGGAAGAUAGUUCUUGAUGUCGGCUGUGGAACAGGAAUACUGUCUAUGUUUGCAGCUGAAUGCGGAGCCAAGGAAGUGUUUGGCGUUGAUCAAUCAGAGAUUGCUUACAGUGCCCUUGGUAUAGUCAGAGAAAACAACCUGGAGAAAAAAGUGAGCAUUUUGAAGGGAAGACUAGAGGAUGUGGACCUUCCCCAUGAUGAAGUGGACAUUAUCGUCUCGGAAUGGAUGGGAUACUUCCUUCUGUUUGAAGGCAUGAUGGACACUGUCCUAUAUGCCAGGGAUAAAUAUCUCAAACCUGGAGGACUAAUACUACCAGACAUCUGCAACAUGUUUCUUGUGGCACUUAAUGACACAGCUAUACAUGGCAAACUUGUCAAGUGCUGGGACAAUAUGUGGGGGUUCAAAAUGAACUGCAUGAAGCAGGAGGUGGUCACAGAGGCACAAGUAACAUCUGUCCCACCCGAGGGGGUCUGCUCAAAGCCAGUGAUAAUCAAGACAUUGGACCUCAACACAUGUAAUCCAGCAGACUGCAACUUCUCGGCCGAGUUUGACCUUGAAAUCACUGGGGCCGCUACAGAAAUCACAGCAUUGGCUGGAUAUUUCGAUUGCCAUUUCAGUUUGCCCUCACCUGUCAUUCUCAGCACCUCUCCUCAUGCAAAGCCAACACAUUGGCAGCAGACGGUGUUUCUCUUUGAGAAACCAAUAGCUGUCACAGCAGGUGCUCUGAUUCACGGAAGUAUAGACUGUAGACGAGACCCCAGACGACGGCGGGAACUAUCUGUCACUAUAUCAGUAAACGAUCAUCGGUACCCUAGCUAUCACCUUCGGUGAUUAGUUGUGAUUUGCUUUCGGCAUUCGGUGUUUGGUUACGCUAAUUGGUCAUCAAAUUGCAGUGAUGGCUUAAUUUAUAUGCAAAAUUAGUGGUCACGAUGUUGCUCAUAUGAUUUGAGAUCUGGUAUAUCGAUGCUGGUGAUAAGGGCUAAUUUCACAGGUGAUUCUGUGCACCUAAAAUGCCUAAAAUUGCACCUACUUUGAUGAGCACUAAUCAAUAGCCACCAUUUGGUAGCUCUGGACAUUUUCAGGAAAGUAGUCUCCUUAUAGAAGGUAUGCAGCAUGGAGACAGCUGAAAAGAGAAUGGACGAGUGCUUGCCUUUUCAUAGUUUACCUCAUCCUUAGGAUGGUUAAGGUAUCAUACCUUUCUGUCCUUGUGACUUUACAAUAAAACAAUACAUUGCAAACCAAACAAUUUGCGUCCC